Messenger RNA from Anopheles moucheti, 1905 nucleotides. RefSeq names its product protein angel (gene angel). The transcript is spliced from 3 exons. Bases 66 to 1577 code for a protein of 503 amino acids. The record is from RefSeq and is a predicted model, not a curated record. Gene Ontology annotation, molecular function: 3'-5'-RNA exonuclease activity. Lineage: Eukaryota; Metazoa; Arthropoda; Insecta; Diptera; Culicidae.
ACAAAUAAACGAAAGUGUUCUCAGUCUGCUUGGCGGUAGAACAAUUAGUUACGGUUUUCACGUGAAUGAAACGGCUGCUAUCGGUGUUCAUCGAUCAUCGACUACUCAAAAACUUUAGUCGCCAUUUUUGCUACCGGUGGCGUGCGUUCGGCGAUGUCCCGGCUGGCUGCUGGACGAUAGCGAACAAAAUGAAUCAGUCGGCUCCUCAAAACAAUCAAUUUUCCCGCUGCCUUAAUCAGAAUGUCAACUACGAUACGUAUCGUCGCUGGGAACCGGUCCGAGAGAAUGGAAACAGACGGUCCAAGGGUUCCAAACCAAAACCCUGCACGAAUGUGUGUGCCAGGGAACGGGUCGAGUUUACGCUGAUGACCUACAACAUAUUGGCGCAGGAUUUGCUCAAUUCUCAUGUCGCACUUUACAACGAGCACGAUCCACAGGCGCUGCCGUGGAAGCAUCGAUCUAAAAGACUGAUGGCAGAGAUAGACACCGUCAAACCGGAUAUUCUGUGCGUACAGGAACUGCAGGAGUCUCAUGCCGAUUCGUUCCGCAGUGGUUUGAAGCAGGAUUACGGUAUGCUGUACAAAAAGCGAACGGGUGGCGACAAAACGGACGGCUGUGCACUCUUUUAUCGGCGCGAUCUAUUCGAUCUCGUCGCUCACCAUAAAGUAGAAUUUUACCAACCCAAAGUUAAUCAAUUGAACCGGGAAAAUGUGGCUAUUAUAGCAAAACUGUCGCUGAAAGCGAACCCACGAGCCAGGCUCGUCGUUUCAACUACCCACCUGCUUUACAACCCGAAGCGGCAGGACGUUCGGUUGGCACAGGUGCAGGUUCUGUUGGCCGAAAUAGACCGUCUUGCGUUCAGUGGCACGAUGCCAAACGGAAUACCCCGGUACGAUCCCAUCAUAUUGUGCGGUGAUUUCAACCUGCAACCGUUCACUGCACCGUACGAGUUGCUGACCAAAGGGUUCUUGCGCUACGACCGGCUGGAAUCGCGCUCACUCAAACCAGCAACUUCCCAGCGGAACGGUUACACUGAGAAGCUCGGCAAACAUUUCCUGCCGCCGUCACUGGGAAUUACCGACCAGUGUCAGCACAAUGCUUUACGUGACCGCGAGAAAGCUCACCCCGAUCAGGUUCCACCUUCGCAUGUGACAAAGCUUCACCAUUCAAACCAUCGCCGUGAUAAAUCGGAUGGUUCGGAAACGAGUUCGCCGGAUUUAUCGCCGUCCAAUUCUGGCGCGCGUAGCGAAUUUUCUUCCGGCUCGCUUAGCCACCGCUUCGUGCUAAACUCCGCCUAUCAUCAUCAUGGACCCGAUGCGGAAGGACGACAACAGGCGACGACGUUUCAUUACGAAUGGGUCACGGUUGACUAUCUGUUCUACACGCCGUACCGUUCGGUGGCGGAAUGUAGUCGAACACUGCCCAACUGGAAUCUGGAGCUGCUGAAGAUCUACUCAUUACCGACCGUGGAGCAGUGCUGCUGGCAGAUUGGCCACAUACCGAACAAGCUGUACGGGUCGGAUCACUUUUCGUUGGCCGGUCGCUUUUUGCUUACCAUUCCCAAAGAGGAACAGUGACCAAUGGGGGGGUGUGUGUUGAAUAUGUUACUAUAUUAAUAGACUUGAAUUGACUCAGUUUACGACCAUUGCAGUCGUUAAAGGUUAAAUAAGGAAAUGGUUUCACUGCGCUGUCUGCAAUAUCCGAAGAGUGAUCGUUCAUGCAAACGCAUAAAAUAAUUUCACAAACAAGUGAGUAAAAUAUUUUCCUAUUAAUACAAAAUUCACUUUUCCAAUUCAUCCAUCCAUCUGGAAACCAUCUGGGAUGUUUCUGAUUGAUGAGAUCAGAUGAGAUGAUUGAAGACGUUUUAAGCUCAUAUACUGAUAUCGAGUGAUGGCGUUGAUGUGU